AUGGAUCCUCGCGAAGUAGUUGUGUUUGGUGCUGCUGCUGUAUUGUAUUUGAGGAGAAGACGUCGUACUCUGAGAUUUUGGGUUCACGACACCCUCCAGGACCGUUAUCAAUUCGGAGAAUAUCACAGGCUGGUGCAGCAACUGCGGCUUGAUGACGAGAGGUUCCAGCGGCACUUCAGGCUGGACACGGAGCAGUUUGACAGCGUGCUGUCCAAAGUAGGGCCGCUCAUUAUGAUGAAUAGCACCAAUUACCGCCGUGCAAUAUGUCCUGCUGAGCGUCUGGCUAUUUGCCUGCGGUUCUUGUCCACAGGGGACUCCUAUUGCACUAUAGCUGCCAGCUAUCAUAUGGGAGUGAGCACUGUGUCCAACAUUGUCCCCCAGGUCUGCAGGGCCAUUUGGGACUCCAUGGUAAAAGAGUACAUGCCAGUGCCCACCACAGAGGAUUGGCUGAGCAUUGCAGAGGGGUUUUACCAGCGGUGGGCUUUCCCCAACUGCCUUGGAUCCAUUGAUGGGAAACAUGUGGUAAUUAAGGCUCCGGACAAUUCAGGGUCCAUGUAUUUUAAUUACAAGGGGACUUAUUCAGUUGUGCUUCUUGCAGUGGUAGAUGCCCAAUACUGCUUUCGGGUAGUGGAUGUGGGCAGCUACGGGCGGACGAGUGAUGGCGGUGUCCUGGCAAACUCCACUUUCGGCCAGGCACUGCUGGACGGGAAGCUUGGCCUGCCCCAGGAUGCUCUGCUGCCGGGAGCUGAACAUCUAGGACCGCAGCCACAUGUUUUUGUUGCGGAUGAGGCUUUCCCACUGCGCCACAACCUUAUGCGGCCUUUUCCCGGCUCCAACCACUCUGGCAGGCGCAGAGUAUUCAACUUCAGGCUGUCACAUGCUAGGCUGAUUGUUGAGAAUACCUUUGGUAUUCUCACGUCUCAAUGGCGUAUGUACAGAGGAGUCAUUGGGGUCAGCCCUGCAAAUGUGGACGCCUGUGUGAAGGCUACCUGUGUCCUGCAUAAUUUCCUGAGGAGGACCUCCAAGACGCCAACCAGGGCGACUUUACCACCACCAGCUGUGGACAGUGAAGUUGCUGGCCUACAGGCAGUAACUGGGGUGGGCAGCAACAACUCCACACGGGAGGCCAUCCGUGUCCGGGAGACAUAUACCUCCUAUUUCUCCACCGAGGAUGCUGUCAGCUGGCAACACAGAGUAUAA
Etheostoma cragini (Arkansas darter) is the source of this 1200-nucleotide messenger RNA. RefSeq lists its product as uncharacterized. The transcript has a single exon. Lineage: Eukaryota; Metazoa; Chordata; Actinopteri; Perciformes; Percidae. The coding region runs from base 1 to 1200 and encodes 399 amino acids. The record is from RefSeq and is a predicted model, not a curated record.